Molecule: messenger RNA, 2472 nt
Organism: Eimeria mitis
Lineage: Eukaryota; Apicomplexa; Conoidasida; Eucoccidiorida; Eimeriidae
Product: fatty acyl-CoA desaturase, putative
Exons: 13
Coding region: 1-2472 (823 amino acids)
Biological process (GO): unsaturated fatty acid biosynthetic process
Cellular component (GO): endoplasmic reticulum membrane
Molecular function (GO): iron ion binding; stearoyl-CoA 9-desaturase activity; fatty acid elongase activity
Source: RefSeq, a predicted model, not a curated record
AUGCUAGAGACGUUGUGGCAGCAAAUGCUGCCCGUUUUCACGGAGGAGUUUUGGGCAGAGCCACUGAGGGCCCCAAUGAUUAGCCGGAGCUGCCGCCACCUGAUGUGGUCUUCGCCAAGGCUGUUUAGCACGUUUGCGUUCCCUUCGUCGAAGUAUCCGCCGCUGACGCGGUUGGUAGUCUGUAUUUUCUGUUUGGGAAAGGGUGUGGAGGUCUUCGACACCUUUCUGCUGUUUCUCCGUGGACGGCGGCCUUCUUUCCUCCACUGUUACGCACGUGUUGCAGUCGCGCUGUACUGCUGGCACGCACUUUAUGCGGAUGUGCCCUUCGCACACGGCUUUGUCGCAGCAAAUUUGGCUGUGCAGGUGUUUGUUCACGCCUACUUUGCAGCUGCGGAGUUCGCAGUAACCAAACGGUUGUUCACAUUCCUGCGGUCAUACAUCACGCUGCUCCAGCUUUCACAGAUGUUCUUCGGCAUGCUUAUCAGCUCGCAUGCCAUUUACCACCCGCAAGUGCAGCAGAGUGCCCUCGCCGUCUUCAAUGCCAAGCUAUGCCUAGCAAUGUACAUUUCACAUGCCAUCCUUUUCCUACAGUUUUACCUUGAUGCCUUUUGCAAAGAGUACCGGAGCGGAGAAGCGACAUUCCUUACUUUCUUCCACGCCUUUGCUGUUAUUGGCAUCGUGAAACUCGUGUUGCAUGAGCAGUGCUGGCGGCUACUCGCAGAUACAUUGCUGCUCUACGUAGUAGGGGGCCUGGGCAUUACCUGUGGGGCACAUCGCUUGUGGUCGCAUCGCGCCUACAAGGCCAGUGCAGGCCUUCGUUGCUUUUUGAUGCUGUUAACGUCCCUGGCCAAUCAGGGUUCCGUCUUUCACUGGGCCAGGGAUCACCGCGUGCACCACAAGAAUAGUGACAAGGAAGGCGACCCGUACAAUGCGUCUCGAGGCUUCUUCUACUCGCACGUGGGGUGGUUGCUGUUAAAGAAACCUCAGUCCGUGAAGGAUGCUGGGAAACAGCUGAAUUUCGACGAUUUACUUGCUGAUCCUUUCGUCCGAUUUCAACACAAGCUAGAUCCGUGGUGGAACCAGUUCUGGUGCUUCGUAGUGCCAUCUAUCUAUGCAUACUACAAGUACAAUGACUUCUGGACGGGCUUCUUUGUACUUGGUUGCUUGCGGUGGUGCAUUUGCCUCCAUGCCACGUGGACGGUGAACAGCACUGCACACAUCUGGGGUGACAGGCGCUAUACAGUGGAAGGUAACCCCUGCGAGAGCUGCUUCACGGCUCUCGUUGCUGUGGGAGAAGGCUGGCAUGACUGGCACCACAAGUAUCCGUAUGAUUAUGCAGCAUCGGAAGGGGGUAUCUUUGACCAGUAUAAUCCUAGCAAACUGUUUAUAGACAUUUGCGCAUGGCUUGGAUUGGCAUGGGAACGCCGGCGCGCUACUGCUACCUGGAAGAUGCUCAAAGCCGAACGGGAACAGCAAGCCCUUGUUAGGCAGCAAAGGGAUGCAGAGGCUCUGCAAUAUUCAAAGGUUCCGUUGCCAGGGCUGCUGUGCUGCUGUCCUCAGUGGAGUCUAGUCUUGGACGUCUGCUUGCUGGCUUGCGCCUACGUGCUCACGUGGUGGUGUUACUCGGCGUGUACAUCACGUCUGAAUACUGCUCCCCAGGCGCUAAUGGAAGCUUCUCCUUAUGUGCUCCUUCCACUCCUCCUUAUUGUUAGCAGCGCGGUCCUGGGUUCACUAUUUUUCUCCUUGCUGAUGCAUGCAUUUGUGGCAGCCAACGGCACGUUUAGCCGGAGUUCAUUACUGUCGGACUUCGUGGGUGGGCUCAUCUGCGGUCUCCUCAUGAUCCCCUACCAAAGAAAGCGAUUCAAUGUGCCUGGAGAAACUCCGGCACUGAGGCCCUUCCUGUACACUGCAACGUUAGCUGCUCCACGCCUCCCCGGCUGGUCUGCCUGCUUGGCGCCACUAUUUUUGACACUGGCCGUCGGCUUCACUUUGAUGCUUUCUUUGUGGCGAGGACACGUGCUACUUGUUAGCACCUUCUACUUACUGCCUCACCUUGUUAUGGACACUUGGACAGCAUAUUACUUUCUCACCAUGGAAAAGAAGGGGCCUCCCUUCAUCUCAUUUCGCUUUGUGCAAUUGCUCUGUUUUGCUGAAGAUGACGUCAUGAAUAACAACUGCAAAGUGCCUCUCCACCGGGUGCCAGAGGCGGUCAGCUACGUGAAGGAACGUGUUGAAUCGAUGCCAGCUGAAGUGUUCAGCGCUUCUCUCUCAGAUGGAUUCGCAGUGGUGCACCCUGACUCUCGGCCAGAGUACUACAAUUCGCUCGGACAGCCGACCCAAACGCGUCGUGCUGAAGAAUCUGGAACGUCAGCGAAUGGGGAGGUAGACAAGAAGGCUAAAGAUUUGGAUGAGAUGCCGUUCGCUGCAUCCUCCUCGACCCUUACGAAGCGCACUCGAGCUGUUGGCUCGUAG